Molecule: messenger RNA, 1476 nt
Organism: Cornus florida
Lineage: Eukaryota; Viridiplantae; Streptophyta; Magnoliopsida; Cornales; Cornaceae
Product: two-component response regulator ARR14-like
Exons: 5
Coding region: 1-1476 (491 amino acids)
Biological process (GO): phosphorelay signal transduction system; cytokinin-activated signaling pathway
Molecular function (GO): DNA binding
Source: RefSeq, a predicted model, not a curated record
AUGUGGGAACCUGCAAGUAGUUCUUCAUGGACUUUUGAGGGUGGAAGUAGUGGUGUUGUUCCAAUGGCAUCAUAUCACAACAUCACAAAGGAGAUCCGUGUGCUGUUGGUCGACCACGACAAACAUUGCCUUGCUACCAUAGCCCAAAUGCUUGAAUCAUGUUCAUACAAAGUAACAGCAGUUGAACACGCGGUGGCUGCUUUUUUAAUGCUUACAGAAAGAAAAGAGCUUUUUGACCUUGUGCUUGCAGAGAUACAUUUACCUGACAUAGAUGGAUUUGCGCUUAUCCAUGAGGCAGUUAAAAUGGAAGUGCCAGCAAUAUUAAUGUCCCCGGAUGAAAAUGCUAUGAUGGCAAGGAUGGCACUAGAAAAUGGAGCAUGUUUCUUCCUCAAAAAGCCGAUACAUAUGGAAGUUCUGAAAAACCUCUGGCAACAUGUGAUGAGAGACAGGAUAGUUAAUAAGUUCAAUAGGUCUGGAAUAUCCAAGGGAAGUGUCAUUGGAGAUUACAAUGAAACUGAAACCAGCUACUUAAAGAACAAAGACGAGUUGAAGAAAAAAGUGAUGAGCAGAAAAUCUACAAAUAGAAAUGAAGAAGGCAAGAGUAAGACUAAGAUUAGAGCUGGAAAGAAGCCUUGCACUGAAUGGACAGAUGAACUCCACGCAAAAUUCAUGACUGCUGUCAAUGAGCUCGGGGAAGGAAGGUGUUAUCCUAAGGAGAUACUCCAUCUAAUGAAUGUACCAGGUCUCACGCGAAUGCAAGUUGCAAGUCAUCUUCAGAAAUGCCGUAAUGACAAUUGGCGUGCCCCAGAGGCACGAAAACCAGCUUCAUCUUCGAAUGAUUUGGAUAAUGAUCCACAAUCCAAUCUAGCUCCAAGGAGGUUCGGUUCAAUGCCUCGCGUAAUAAAAUGCUCUUCCAGUUCUCAGUCUCAUCUCCAAGAAAGCAGUGAAAACUAUUCUGGUCCAGAAAUGUACUCUCCAUUGUGCAACAACUUCUCUGGAACCAUGAAUGAGGAGGAUCCGACGCAACUAAUCAAUCCACAAACUGAAGUGGUACCUGAAUGCUUCGGAAACAAUAUGGUCUCACCUAAUUAUUCUGGAAUGCAAAGUAUGGAACAAGAAGGAGAAUUUGGGAGACUAGCUGAUCAUCUUCCCACCAAGGAUUACACACAAAAUGCACUUGAGGUUCCUGCUAGUCUUGAUGAUGUAAAUGAAAUAUCAAGUGAGAAUGGGCACGCGAAAUUGGCUUUCCUGUCAAACAUGACUUCUCAACAAAAUCCUGAACAAAUUUUCUCAGAAGCCAACCAUGCAACACUUGGGCCAGGUUCUCAUACUACUGCACCAAACCAGAACCAGUUCUCAGAUGACUUCUUUGAUUUUCUUCCAGAAAUGAAUGAUCCCCAGAAUUGCUCCCACCUACUGGAAGAUUAUAACCAAAGUUCACAACAGUACUCCUUUGAUUUCAACCAAUUCUAUUGA